CCUUCUUAAAGUCAAGGUCAGCAGCGUGGCAAUAGAUUGUUGACCUACUGAAAUAGUUGAAGGAAUAUUCAGUUAUGUGGCUCACAGACGACAACUUCUUCUUCUCUUUUACCUUUUAACUAUAUUAUUAAUUAUUAAAUUAUGUGUUCCUUAUUGAGUAACAAAUUUAAAUUAAAUCGGGCGAUUAAAAAAUUACUUAUGUGACAACCAUUUUUCAAAAAAAAAAAUGAUUGUUAGACUGCGACCAAAACAACUUCCGGUGUGAAAAUAAAUUAUGAUACUCAAAAUUGUGAUACUUUGUUGGGUUAUAAUUUGUUUAACAACGAUGUUAUUCUACACUGAACAUUUCUACAUAAACAUUUUUAAAACCCAGGAUUUCACGGAAGAAAAUUAUGAUACCCGAUCGUUUUUAGAGAGAUUGAUCUAUCUAGAAAGACAAGAGCACGUGUCAGUAAUGUGCCGUUCGUUCAAGUUACCAAAGGACGAUGAUGAUUACCAGCAAGCCAUCAACGACAGCAUACUUUUGGACCACAUUCUGGUCGACAAUCGACAUAAGCUGCUCUAUUGUUACGUACCAAAGGUGGCGUGCACCAAUUGGAAACGAGUGUUCAUGGUGCUGUCGGGGAACGCGCAGCCAGGGGCGCCGGACCUGUUACAGAUCCCAGCGGACGUGGUGCACAAGCCCAGCACGCUGGACAGGCUGAGCGACUACCCGGCGGCCCGGGCGGCCGACAUGCUGGCCACGUACACAAAGUUCCUGUUCGUCCGGCACCCGUUCGAGCGGCUGCUGUCCGCGUACCGGAACAAGCUGGAGCAACGGCACCAAGAAAGUUCUCGGUACUUCCAGUCGCGGUUCGGGCGGCGCAUCAUACGGCGGUACCGAGCUAACGCCACCGAGCAGUCGCUGCGGGACGGCGACGACGUGACGUUCGCCGAAUUCGCCGCAUUCGUGGCGGACACCCGUGACACGGUGUUCAACGAGCAUUGGGCGCCUAUAGACAGGCUGUGCCGGCCGUGCGCCGUCAACUACGACUUCAUCGGCAAACACGAGUCGCUGUUCGAGGACUCAGACUACCUGCUCCGGCAUGUUGUGGGUGCGACCGACGUCCGGUUCCCGAAAGGUCCCGACUCCAACACGUCCACGCAGCUUGUCAAGUACUUCACACCGCUGGACCACGACACCGUGCUCAAGCUGUACAGCACGUUUGAGCUCGACUUCAAGCUGUUCAACUACAACUUGCAAAACAUCUUCGGCUACGAAGUGGGCUAACGCUGCCACUGCACAGGUAUACCAUGACUACGCUGCAGCGAUGAUACCUAUAUACCUGCAGCUAACGCAUAAUUAUGCGUAUCUACUAAAAGUGCAGUACUCGUUGCACACAACUGCAGAGUGCAGUUGAUGCAUAAUAUCAUCAUCAAUAUAUUAUUAUUUUCAUUAUUAUAUUAUUAUAUUUACUGCAUACACCAUCGCGAAAAUACCUGCCAAUGGAUUUUCGAUAUCCUUAUUAUGUGGUGUACCUUGUAAGGUGUGCCUAUCAUGUAUAUUAUAUAAAAAAAUACAUUAAAAUAUUAUAAAUUAUAACUAUUAAUUAUUAAUUAUUAUACUUUUUGAUAGAUGUAAACUAAAAAAUUAAAAAUAAACAGGCUAAGGUUGUGAUAGGAGAAAUAUAUUAUGUGAUAGCAGGUUGUAAAUAAGUGGCAGUCACUAAGAAAUUACCAAGUAAAAACUCAACUAAAUUCUUAGAAAAUUUCAUGAUUGUGAUCAAAAACUAACACAAAGAAUUUUUUAUUGAAUUCUCAUGAAAAAUCUAUGAAUCCCAUAGUCAUAUAUAUUUCAAAGACCUUUACACUCUUAGCUUUUAUGUUUUAUACACAUAGUUUUUUUUAAGGGAGAACAUUUUAAGAUUUUCCUAAGAAUAUUCAUGAAUUUGGCUGCGACAAUGUUAUAAUGCGUUCAUGUGUCUGUAUCUCGUCCAGCGCAAUAUUCUCAAUCCCUUCACAAAGUAUGUAUUACUAUACCUAUUGUACGACAUUUUCAUUCUCCAAAUGCAUAGUUUCUCUCACAUGAGCGUUAAAAGGAUAACUUCCGUGAAGUGCACAAGGCCGAGCAGGCGGCAAAGUGCAUGAAAUUGAUUUCAAUAUUUAUAUACAGUGUACACUGUACAGUCACCACUAAACGUACAUAACAUCUUCUCAACGCGGUUAGAAAGACUGCAUGACAGCCAUUUCAUAUGUCUGCUUUUCAAUAAUAAUAGUACUAAUAAAAAAAAACAAUAAAUUAUGAUGGGCGGGCAGCAGUCGCGGUCGUCGACAUUAUUCAUAACCAUCUUGUGAAUAUACCUAUACAUUUUGAUAAAUUAUUAAAAUAAUAUAAUGUAUUUCUAUUUAUAACAUGGGUAUUUAGUACCUAAUUUAAAAAUAUUAAAUAUAUUUCGAAUUGUUAUGUCACACAAUAUGUUAUUAUAUAAUCGCUUAUUAACUUAUUGUGUCAAGCCUGUGUUGUAAAUAUUUUUUUAAAGUUUCUAAAAGUGUUCUUUUUUUAUACUUUCAUUGUGUCUUAUUCUUUAGCUAAUCCACUUAGAUAAUACUAUAAAAAUAGUUAUCCGUUAAGAUUUUUUUAAAUUUUUAUUCGUUAAACCCGCAUUAAUAAAAAUAUCAUUGUUUGUAUGCUUUUU
Molecule: messenger RNA, 2675 nt
Organism: Acyrthosiphon pisum (pea aphid)
Lineage: Eukaryota; Metazoa; Arthropoda; Insecta; Hemiptera; Aphididae
Product: carbohydrate sulfotransferase 11
Exons: 3
Coding region: 275-1270 (331 amino acids)
Biological process (GO): carbohydrate biosynthetic process
Cellular component (GO): membrane
Molecular function (GO): sulfotransferase activity
Source: RefSeq, a predicted model, not a curated record